CAUUUCCGCAUUUGAGUGUUUUGGAUCAUUCUACAAUAUUUUUGUAAUACGAAGAAAGGGGAAUAGUUCAUGUGUAUUUACCAUUAAAGUAAUAAUAAUUAAAAUGGGAUAAAUUAUGGGAAGUACACCAGAUAAGUUUUAUCAGAAAAUAAAACGAGCUGGUCCAUUGAUACAUGCAAAAUAAUUAUCAGCGCCGCUCAGAAAAGCCCAUGACUUUACACUUUUACACAGCUAUCGCCAUUUCAUCAACAAACUGGUUUCGUAGGCUUCCCUAAUAAUACCCUUAACCACGACGUGAAGCAGCCAGUCUGUCAAUUGCAAGCCAUUCGAAAUGUUUGAAGCGCAUCGGAAUCGAUCUCUGCUGUUGGUGGUGCUUCUUUCCUUGGCGUUCGCCAGAUGUUCUGGAUCGUGGAACGCCACGAGCUGCGGGCAUCGUUGCGGAGGAGGCGACUGCAUCGAUUUGGACCAGCUUUGUGAUGGCCGGGCCGACUGCUUGGAUGCCUCCGACGAGACGUCCGCCAUGUGCGAAAAGGUCUGGUGUCCGGGCUAUGGAUUCCGCUGCAGCUACGGAGCGUGCAUAGCCAGCACGGCGGUUUGCGAUGGUGUGCGCGAUUGUGUGGACGGAUCGGAUGAGGAGGGAUGGCUGUGCCGGGCUCAAAUGCAGCAGGCCAACUGCGACAACUGGGAGAUGUACUGCUCCUCCGGACAGUGCAUGCCCUACUCCAAGCUUUGCGAUGGCAUCCGGGAUUGCCGGGACGGCGAUGACGAGCAGGAGUCACUUUGCGAAGGUGUCGCCAUACCAACCACAACGGUCAGAACAACCACUGCAGUCACGGAAAACGGUGGCAUAGUGAUAACACCCACAUUGACCACGACGAGGAGACCACCACCCAAUCCUAUUCAGAAGAACGGGGAAUGCGUGAUUCCCCAGUUGCCAAAUGUGAUAGUUAAACACUUCACCGAUGCAAUCCUUCCAGCAGGCUCAAGAGUAGCCAAUGGCACUCGUAUCUACUACGAGUGCCCAGCGGAACACUCACUCAAAGGGGAGCACCAGAACAUUUGUGAGGACUCGCUGUGGAUUAACAAAUUUCCCUACUGUGAAACACCCACAGCCUUUGUCUUCAGUCUGGUGAUAUCAUUAUUCUCCUUCCUGAUCGUAGUACUGCUGAUCCUUAUUUGGCGGGUUCGUCGGGACAAUGACCACAGAAGGCAACGUGAGGAGCACAUUUGGCUGGUGGAGACCAGCACCAAUCGUGCCCAGCAAUCUGACAUACCAAAGGUUUAGGGACUACUUGUAAUCUAAGUAAUAGUUCUCUGAUGCUCUGAGUAUUAAAUGCUUUCAAUUUUUUAAA
Messenger RNA from Drosophila gunungcola (fruit fly), 1352 nucleotides. Its product is annotated as low-density lipoprotein receptor-related protein 2. The transcript has 2 exons. Gene Ontology annotation, cellular component: plasma membrane. Gene Ontology annotation, molecular function: protein binding. The record is from RefSeq and is a predicted model, not a curated record. NCBI's taxonomy places the organism in Eukaryota, Metazoa, Arthropoda, Insecta, Diptera, Drosophilidae. Bases 332 to 1285 code for a protein of 317 amino acids.